AUGUAUAAGCUUCAAGCAUUCGGCGUGCUGGUCCUAACACUCUUGGCUUUUUCACAAGCAUCUCCAGUUCCUUCAAAGAAGACUUUUCUCCAAGCAGUGAAAAAAGAUGUGGAGUCACUAAAAAAUAUGAAUGAAGUACUGAAGGUAGGGAUCACCUUCCUCGUACCCACAGAUGUUCAGGAUAGUUGUACUGUGAACGCUCUUGACUGUUUUUCUUACAUUCUGGAUGGAUUACAAAGAAAAUGUAAAAAUGGCACAGUAGCAAACACUAUCAGCAACGCCAUGAAGAAUCUGGAUGCAUUCAUGGGGAUGGAUUCAAAAGAGAGAAAGGAAAAGAGGCUAUGCUAUGAAGGAUGCAAAUACUCAAUGAAGCAGAGAAACACCAACCAAGCCCUAGAAGAUUUCAUAAGACUUCUACAGCAAAUGUAUCAGGCAGACCAAUAAUGUCCUUUCUAAUAGCAUGUACACUACAAGUUGCUUAGUUAUUUAUUACAUUCUAAUUUAA
Bufo gargarizans (Asiatic toad) is the source of this 505-nucleotide messenger RNA. RefSeq names its product interleukin-15-like. Gene Ontology annotation, biological process: positive regulation of tyrosine phosphorylation of STAT protein; positive regulation of cytokine production; positive regulation of T cell proliferation. The record is from RefSeq and is a predicted model, not a curated record. Gene Ontology annotation, cellular component: extracellular region. NCBI's taxonomy places the organism in Eukaryota, Metazoa, Chordata, Amphibia, Anura, Bufonidae. Bases 1 to 444 code for a protein of 147 amino acids. Gene Ontology annotation, molecular function: cytokine activity; cytokine receptor binding. The transcript is spliced from 5 exons.